UGCAAAUAGCAAAAAGUUUUCAUGCUCAGAGAAGUUACCCCUGCUGCUAGAGUUACGACGAGGUCACUUACUUUCUCUGCAGCAUCCCAGUCCAGAAAAACUAAAUUCUAAAAUGGAAUCGAGAGGCAGUGUGAAGCCAUUUGUCCACUUCAAUGCUAAGCAGGAUGCAGAGUUGCUCUACAAGGCAAUGAAAGGACUUGGAACGGAUGAAGACACCAUCCUGAUGCUCCUGACUUCGCGCUCCAAUGACCAGAGGCAGGAAAUCAAGGCGGCGUACAAGAAAUCCCACGGCAAGGACCUUGUUAAAGAUUUAAAGUCUGAGCUGGGUGGAAAGUUGGAGGAUCUCAUCCUGGCUUUAAUGGCCCCUCCGGCUUCCUACGACGCUAACGAGCUACACAAAGCCAUAAAGGGAGCAGGAACGGAGGAUAAGGUCCUGAUUGAGAUCUUGGCCUCCAGAACGCCAGAGGAGAUGAGGGAAAUCAUCAAGGCAUACAAAAAAGACCACGGCAGCAAGCUGGAGAAGGACAUCAUGGACGACACGUCUGGCCACUACCAGAGGAUGCUCGUGAUUCUCCUCCAGGCGACGAGGGAGGAAGGUGUGGAUGAGGCGGCAGUGGAGAAGGACGCACAGGAUCUGUACUCUGCGGGAGAGAAAAAGGUUGGCACAGACGAGGACAAGUUUGUCAACAUCCUCGGCAACCGGAGCAUCGAGCACCUGCGUAAAGUGUUUGAAGCGUACAAGAAGGUCGCUGGGCAUGACAUUGAGGACAGCAUCAAGAGAGAGUGUACAGGGAACCUGGAGAAGGUGUUGCUGGCUGUGGCGAAAUGUGUCAAAAGCGUUCCAGCCUACUUCGCUGAAAGCCUCGGUGACAGCAUGAGUGCGAGUGUGCACUCUCUCGGUCGUAGGAUCCUGGAUUUUCUGCUGCGCAGGAAACAAGUGGGUAUGGGCACAGAUGACGAGACCCUGAUCCGGAUCAUGGUGUCCAGGAGUGAGGUGGACAUGCUGGACAUCCGAGCCCACUUCCAGCGCAAGUAUCGGAAGUCCCUCCACACCACCAUACUGGAGGAUACGGCAGGGGACUACCAGAAGUCAUUGCUCUACCUUUGUGGAGGAACUGACUGAUGACAUGACCUUUGGGUAAAGGUUUGGUCAGUUGGAAGAGAUUCAUUCUGAGCUCACUUUCUGUCUGUCAUUCCAGAUCUUCAAAAAUCUCAACUGUUAUUGUUCGGUUGCUCUCAUGAGACAGUAUUUCAUAAGAAAACUUUCUCGGAGGCCCUACUGUUUUGACAAUAUAUCAUAACAUUAAUGUAUAAGCAUUAGUGCAUAUUCAAUUUCCAUCAAGUAAUUUUACAGUGAAAUGAUAGCACGUUGUGUUGAAAUCUUGAGUAAACAAAAGCUUUUAAAAACUCUGUAUGUAUCAUAUUCCAUAUAACUUCAUAUCCAUUCCGUAUUUAUCCAGUAUGUCACAAAUAUGAAAAAAAAAAAAAAAACCUGUAGGAAUUAUAAUUGUGAAAAACCUCUCAAUUAAUAAAUACUUGGAUUGCACUCAA
Messenger RNA from Sardina pilchardus (European sardine), 1551 nucleotides. It is a transcript of the gene anxa5a, whose product is annotated as annexin A5a. Gene Ontology annotation, biological process: negative regulation of coagulation. The transcript is spliced from 14 exons. Gene Ontology annotation, molecular function: calcium ion binding; calcium-dependent phospholipid binding. NCBI's taxonomy places the organism in Eukaryota, Metazoa, Chordata, Actinopteri, Clupeiformes, Clupeidae. The record is from RefSeq and is a predicted model, not a curated record. Gene Ontology annotation, cellular component: sarcolemma; cytoplasm. Bases 113 to 1123 code for a protein of 336 amino acids.